ACUGCCUUAUCUGAAUUUACAUCCUGCAGAAAACCCAAAGUCCCAAAACUCCACCGGCGCUGAGCAUUAGUAGUCCUUCUUUUGCUGUGUGGCUAAGUGAUGAUGUUUACUUUUCCUGGUCGCCUUCUGUACUACAUAGAAUGAGUCCCCACUUCAACCUGGGGCGUGUAUGGCCGUUCCCGACCAUCUAUCCCGACUGGCGAACUCCCGUGACCCAAGAUGUGCUCCUCAUGGGAUGGGUCGCGGCCUUCUUUGCCCUCCUGCUGCCCCUUCUAUCUCGUCAUUCCGGCUUCUAGUUACAAAUUAUCAAGAACCAUCCGCGUGACAGUCUUCAUGCUCCUUGCAUUGUCCAUCAUGUUGUGCAAUUUCGGCCAAGACUGGGAGGUGGGAUUUAUCCGGACUCGGACGCCGUAUAAGGCUGGAACGGCUGAUCAAAUUGAAGCGGAAAUAGGCGUCAGGUUGGGACUUCGCUCUGUCAACAUAACCCUUAAAGGUAAACCUCAAAACGAGAGUUCAUCCUUGGCAGGGGAGGUCAUCAACUACAACGAGAGAUUCACCUGGGUCUGGGCUCAGGGCAGACCUGGAUUUGGGCCUUAUGCGGGGCAUAUUCAGAGAGACUUCCGGGCUGCCCAGCAGCGCGGGAGUCCUUAUCCCAUCCUGUGGGUGGCGGAGUAUUUCACAUUCGACGGAGAAGGCAUACGCUUCGGGCGGCAUUACAGGACAGCAGGGUGGUACUCCCAUAUCGUGCUUUGGGCCGCUUUCCCCACGUGGGUGAUGACUGUCCUGCUCUUCAAGAUGGUGAUCCGGUACGCGGCGUUGGCUGUGGUGCUCAUAGGAGUCCUGCUGGUGAUUCCUGUGAUGAUCUGGUCCUGCUUCAGGAAUCCUAUCGAACUCGAAAUCCCGUUCGAGGACGGGAUCCUGACGACGAAGUUUGGGUGGUGCUUCUACCUCGCACUUUUGACAGGCCUCAUGUGCAUUGCUAUUGGCGCUGUUCUAUUCGGGCUGAGCGUCAAGGGUUACCAGGACAAACUGAUAGACUUCUUCGGAAACAACCCCUGGAAGCUCCUCGCGGAAGUUGACUACAGUCCCACUGAUGCUGAAAACAGCUCAGUAUGCCAGACUCCUGGUAUGAUUGAAAUGGAAUUGUUCAACAGGUUUCCUUCACGGUGCCGUGGAGGACUUACACCGACUUCCUCCUUCCUGCCAAAGUCCUCCACAGGAGCGACAAACCCUUCUUUUACGCUGGAUGCAUGCGACGGCGCCGUCGCUGGUUCCAGCGCUGAUCUCUGUGAUGACGUUUUCCUGGAAAGCCCUACAACUAAGACGGAAGGAUCUAAAGACGACUCGCCAGCAUCUGACAAGCAAGAAUAAAAACAGAGGGCAACUUGAAAACUUAUACACAUCCUAGACGAAAAAGAAUCUGGAACGUCAUUGGAAAUUCCCAUUUAUAUUAUUCGCUUGUGAAAUAAAUCAGAAUGGAUCGCAAUUCAAAGGCAAGGUCUACGAGACUGUCGGGGAUUUUCGAUUUGUUCAGUGAGGACAAGACUGGAAGGGACGACGAAAGUACCUCCCACGAAAAGUCGCAGGAGAAAUCCCCGAGGGAAACGAAAGAGAAGAGAGUGACUUUGUUCAGUUUCAGAAAGAAGUGUGAGAGCGAGCAGAAAGUGCAUGAGAAACGGAAGAGCAAACCCAUCAUUAGAUAUUUCAGCAGCGACCAUCCAUCCAAGGAAACGAAGAGUCUGAAAGGGAGAGAGGAAAGUGUCAAUGACGAGGGUACUACACAAGUCAUUCUGAGGAAGCCCAGACUUGCUCGAGACCUGAUGCAGAAUCAGAGUAGUUUACUUGACCAAGAGGAGCGUUUGGGUCCAGGGCGCUUAGAUUCGUCGUUCCCAAGAGAGCAGGUGGGGAGACCACAUUCUUCCCCAGGUGAAAUAUGGCCGACAGCGAGCAGAGGUCUUGUAACGACCACACGACCAAAAUUGUUCAGAUUCUCUUCGAAGCAAAAGGAAAAAUUAACUGAACCAUCUGGGAUAGGAAUGUUACACUCUACAGACUCUUUUCAUUAUCAAAUUACAGGUGAAAAGGAGGUGAAAGCCAAGGUCAUGGACGAAAUAUUACAGUCACCGAGCAACUCGGAGGAUGUGCUAAUUGUAUCACAUGGGAAAUCGGUGAAAAGAUUUAGAUCAGAGGGAAGAUGUGAAGAGCUGUACCCUGUCGACAAAACAGUGAUCGUUAACAGUGAAAUUUCUUCAGAUUUCGUUAUGACAAAAGGAGAAGAAAAUUGCUACGAAGUUGUACUUAGAAACAGAUUGGUUCCAUUGUGUAGCGAGACUCAGCAGGAUGUUGAGAAUGAUAGGAGCAAAAAUGCAACGGAUGUGUCUGCAAACCGUUUGAAGAAAUAUUUUGGUUUUCCUGUUAUCCUAGUUAGGAAUCUGUUCACGCUCCUCAAAAGCAGCGUCCUUUUUUUCAUCAGCUUUGUUUUGUUCUUGCCGCGGAACCUUCUUCUAGCAAUCAGAUCUUUGUUUCUUUUCGCCGUUAGUAGUUGUAACAAAUUAUAUUUAGGCAUCAAAACUAGAGUCUGUAGAACAGAUCAAGGAGAGCCAAAAGAGAAUUCCGAAUUACCAAAAGAGGAUACGGAAUUACACAAAUAUAUUGAUGCAGAUUAUGCUAAUGACACAAACCAAGAUGGGAAUCAUGAAACGGUCGCAACAGCUUCACCAUACGAACAAUGGCAAGGGGAUCAUGUCGACACUCACUUAAACGAAUCACACGUUACUUCAAAAUCAUGCAAAUCAAAAUGGCGGAGACUCCUUCGCCAGCUGAGUAAAGACGGGAGACAAAAACUGAAUAGAGCUAAUUCAGCCUCUGAUUUUGAUGAACCAGAAGAAAGCAAGACAUUCGUGACAGAAUCUGAGAUCAGUCAGAAUCAAGGAAACGACAUUUUACUAGAAAGUUACGGAAAACAAGAGGACGCUGUUGGUCUAGCAACAGUGGAAGUAAAACAAGAGAGAAGUUUAUUUAGAUCCUUCUUUUUAUUCACAAAGAAAGCGUUUGAAUUUCUACUGUCUGCCAUAUUGUUUGUCCCACUAAAUACGAUCUAUACUUUGAAGUGUUUUUUCUCAAAACUUUAUUCUCUGGUAUUUAGAAAUCCUGUCAAAUUAAGGAGAAACUCUGCUAAAAACGUAAUUCAUCCUAAUUCGCACAUUCAUCUCGAUUCGGGACUUAAGGAGACCACAAGAGAAAAUGACAGAGAGACAAAAGACGAACGCUCUCUCAGUGUGUUUGGACUAAUCAAGAAAAAGAGAGAGGGGUCAAGGAGAGAAAAUAUCAAAGAUGACGUAAAUCCCUCAAAUACCGCAGAAGGUUUUUCUUAUGAUCUAAAAGUCCUUAUGAAAAAAGUAGUUUCACUUUUCUCUGCUCUUUUCUAUUUCAUAGGUCUUUGUGUUGUCACCCUCUUUAAUUGUUUAGUUAAGGUUAUAUCGAAUAUGUUUGUGUUUAUGAAUUUAUUGUUGUUAUUUUCUAUAAGAUUGAUCUGUUUACCAUUUGUUUUGCUAGGGAAAGCUAUUAUUUUCUUAGUUAAGUGCAUCCGCUAUCUAAUUUGGCUUUUAGGAAUAACAAUUUUUUGCGCUAUCAAAGCAUUUUGUUUAGCAAUUUUGUUGAUUUUGUCUUUGCCCAUUGGCGUAAUUGUGCUUUUAAAAAUCACCUUAUGUUUUCUUGCUGACGUUUUAUGGACCUGUUGCUUGACGGUAGUAAGACGAGGAAGCAUGACGCAACUCCAAAGAGAUGAUGAAGGAAAUAAUACUGGUGCGCAUGCGCUUGAACCCGAGGCAGAGAUUCGUGGCAAGGUCCGGGUCAAGCAUGGAGGAAAAAUCGAAAAAAUCUUGAAAAGACUCCAUGUUAAUUCACUUUUCAAAAAAAGGAAGAAAUCGCCUGAAAGAGAUGCCUUUUCAGCAGAGCAGACAAGCCUUCAGUGCAGUGUCCGAAAGCUUGCAUUAUCGGAAUCCGAAAGCAUCGUUCCGGUGACGCAAGAAAAGCCUCAGGUACUUGAGUGUCAGUCUGAUCUCAAACAAGGCACUAUGGUUCGCAAGCUCUUUGCAUUUACUGUGAAGCCAUUAAUAAACGUUCUGUUUAUCAUCAUUACGCUUCCAUUAAGCGUAUUGGCAGUGUUUAGAACGACUUUCUAUUCUUUAUUAUCAUGCAUGAAAAUAAGUUCAUGGUCUCACAAUAAUUCUCACCCAGUGUUAAGCUCUGAUCAAGAAACAUCAGCAGAAACCUCUGUGCCCAGUGCUCGUUAUGCCCCCGGCGAUUCUGAUGAUAUAAACCUCUUCCUUAAUUUAGAAAUAACAAAUACAAAACCAAGGAAGUCAGACAGCGGUGGAGAACAUGCCAGUGACUAUUGGGAUAAUGGGAAGAAUCUCGAAACAGGUCAGAACUUUAUGAACCCAACUACGAACGGCAAGUCAGUGCCAGAGGACACAGACGAGGGGGAGAGUGAGAGAAAAAGAUGUCCUUUCGAUCCAAGGCCUUAUUUAGUGCGUACUGCCCCAUUCUUCAGAAUCUUUUUCCACUUGCAGUCAAUAUUCGUCGCAGCCCUGUGGCACAGGAUCGAUGUGGCGAUGUCAUCUAUCGCGAAAAUGCUCCUCUUGGCAAUUCUUCGCCUGACGCCCAGUGUAGUCAUUAAGUGGAUGGCCACAGUAGCGGUCCGCUUCACACCAGGUAUAAAGAACCGAAAGCUCCUUCUAUCCUUCCUGGAGGACACGCCAGCCUCGAUCACCAAGAGGGCACUGGAGGCUUACGUCAAGAGGGUGCCAAUCUCCGUCAUGAUGACCCAUGCCCAGAUAACGCUAAAGGACAGCACGUCGAAAACUGUCGUCAGGUGCAUGUCGGAAGUUUUGAAAACCGUCACAAAAAUUACAGAGUCGAUUUUCAUGAGCGUGUCCAGUAUUUUCAAACAGAUGUCGAAAAAAAUGAGGAUUCGGAGAAGUAAGGAAAGGUCAUCCCUCAAGGAGAGGGUCCUCCUCAGGCUCAAGAGUGAAGAUGGGUGUCACAAGAAACGUCAUGUGGAGUAGUACUAAUUGCAGGUGUAACUGCUAUUUCAUCUUGGUGUUUUGUUUAAUAUUUCGAUUGAGUUACAGUAAGAUAUAUUUUAGGAAAAUAUAUUUUUAGCACAUAUUCCAGUGCGAGGGAUUUUAUAAGCAUUUUUUCAAUGGUAUACACAUGGUUCUGAGCUUACUCUGUUUUUUUUUUUUUUUUUUUUUUUUUUUUUUUUUUUUUUUUUUUAUUUUUUUUUUUUUUUUUUUACAGUUUAGGUAGACCAAUUCCUUGUCCCGUUUACAAACGUAAACGUUUUUGUAUUAAUGUACUAACAUUUUACUUUGUAUUUACAACUAAAGUAAUAAAACUAACUACAAAAGUAA
Macrobrachium nipponense is the source of this 5417-nucleotide messenger RNA. RefSeq names its product dual oxidase maturation factor 1-like. The record is from RefSeq and is a predicted model, not a curated record. The coding region runs from base 220 to 1371 and encodes 383 amino acids. Gene Ontology annotation, biological process: protein transport. The transcript has 11 exons. NCBI's taxonomy places the organism in Eukaryota, Metazoa, Arthropoda, Malacostraca, Decapoda, Palaemonidae. Gene Ontology annotation, cellular component: endoplasmic reticulum membrane.